AUGUGCAAAGAAAAAGAUCAAGUAAAAGGCUCCAAAAAGGGUGCAAAGGAUCAAUCAAAGGAAGAGGCAUUACCAGAUACAUUUUACUUAUCAGAAUUAAUUCCGCCUGUUCAUUGCGAAUCUGAUUCCGAGCAAAAUGCGAAGGUUGACAUGGAUAUGUCCAACUCGGAAACGAACUGA
This is a messenger RNA of Trichomonas vaginalis G3, 180 nucleotides long. RefSeq lists its product as uncharacterized. Bases 1 to 180 code for a protein of 59 amino acids. The record is from RefSeq and is a predicted model, not a curated record. NCBI's taxonomy places the organism in Eukaryota, Parabasalia, Trichomonadida, Trichomonadidae. The transcript has a single exon.